This is a messenger RNA of Malassezia pachydermatis, 993 nucleotides long. RefSeq lists its product as hypothetical. Bases 1 to 993 code for a protein of 330 amino acids. Lineage: Eukaryota; Fungi; Basidiomycota; Malasseziomycetes; Malasseziales; Malasseziaceae. The record is from RefSeq and is a predicted model, not a curated record. The transcript is spliced from 2 exons.
AUGCCGUCGAUGCACGAGGACGAAAGCGAUGACGAAGUCAUUGGGCCUAUGCCGGCCACAGACACCGCUUCUGAUGCCGAUACCCCCGUGUCUGAAGCUGUACGUGCGUUUGCCGAGCGCGAACAGCGCCAGCGUGAAAUGGCAGAGCAAGAACGGCGUUCCAAGGACACGGCCGCAUCAGCCCGCCCUGACUGGAUGCUAACCAUGCCAUCGAUGAACGAGGCCCGGCCGAUGGGCGGAGGACCUCUCCGUGCUCGUGGAUUCCAGCAAAAUACAGGGCGGGCACAGCAUGUGAGUGGCGAAAGUGCCUCGGAAGCGCAACGUCUCUGGACCGAAACGCCUGCUCAGAGACUGGAGCGAUUGCAGAAAGGCGUGGGCGGCAGUGGCAUUGAUACACCCGAGGACCGCGCGUCCCGGCAGGAACGUGAACGUGCAGCAGCUCGUGAUGCUGCCAUUCGCGAAAAAGUCCAAGCUUUGAAUGCGGAUCGACAGCAAAGCUUGCUGGAGCAGUAUCAGUCGCGCAGGCGCGAUGAGCUGAAGAGGCACACAUCUACAUCGUCGCCCUCUCAUGAUCGCGAUCCUGAUGAGGAUCGAUCUCAUCGACGCCGGCACCAUGAGCACCACCGGCAUUCGUCCUCAGACCGAAGUCGAGGACAUGACGAGGAUCGAUCGCGGCAUCGUCACCAUCGAUCCCACCGUCGGCGAGAUGAGGACAGCGACGAGCGACAUUCACGUCAUCGCUCGCGCCAUCGCGAUCGUGAUCGUACGAGCUCGCGGUCCCGCUCGCGCUCGCCCCCUCGUAAGACACGUGCACAGCGUGAAGAAGAAGAUCGGCAAGCCCAUGGCGAGUAUGCGCCUCUGUUGUUUGAUAAAGACAAAGUGCUGGGCGCAGGCUCACGAUUGAUGGAUGAGCGUACGCGGUCACGCUCUAUUAAAGAUGCUACGCAACUCUCUACGCGCUUUUCUACGGGACAUUCGGGUUCCUUCCUGUAA